Molecule: messenger RNA, 3261 nt
Organism: Malaya genurostris
Lineage: Eukaryota; Metazoa; Arthropoda; Insecta; Diptera; Culicidae
Exons: 8
Coding region: 245-2863 (872 amino acids)
Biological process (GO): regulation of transcription by RNA polymerase II
Cellular component (GO): transcription regulator complex; nucleus
Molecular function (GO): zinc ion binding
Source: RefSeq, a predicted model, not a curated record
ACAUUUUAUGUUGUUUUGCAAUUUUGUCAAAUUGCCACGAUCAAUUUUGUUUAAGAUUCAACAAACAUAGAAAAAAAGAAUGUUUUACCUGUGAAUCAAUGAAUAAUACUGGCGAAUCUAAGACGAAAAAACAAAACAGUUCGAAAAUACGUCACGUAUGAACCUGAUAGUCAGUAUUUCAACCGCUGUUUAGGCGAACUCAUCGAGCACUUCAAGUAGCAAUUUUGUUAAAGUGCCAAACACAAUGGAUAAUCCGGUCCGACCUUGUAGAUUGUGUUUCCACAAUGAGCAAGAUAAUGUUUAUACUUCCAUUCAAGAGGAUCGUGCGAAACUUUCCAAUCAGAUUCGCGAGUGUGUAGCAAUUUUCAAUCUGCACGAUGAUGAUAUUCGUUGCAUAUGCAGAAGCUGCAUAGCAACCGUUAAAUUUAUUGAAGAGUUCCGGACCCUAUGCCACCAGACCAAUGAAUUGUACAACUUCAUUCCAACGCCGCAUUUGAAUGAUAUCAAAAGUGAACAGUAUUACAAUACUGUCAACGAAUUGCACAAUGUCGUACAAUCGAAACGGGAAGCACUUGUACAGGUUGUCGUUGGUAGGGAACAGAUGGAUACAGAAUUCAUUGACUUACCAUCGGAAGAACCUCCUAUAAAGUAUGAAUCCGAAAGUGACAAUGAUGGCAGCUUUCAUCCAAAGUUGCAGCGAGAUCAGUGCGAUGACGAACAUCAGUUUGAGUGUAAGACGGAAAUAGUGGAAAUGGAAGAAAACCUGACGGAGGAGCUAACAUACGAUUCCGAUUUUACUGAUACCUCAGCUUGUCGAAGAAAGUCGCGAAAAUCUAACAGCGAACCAAAACAAGGCCCGCGAUUGACUCUUCAGCUUAAGCUGGCCAUUGCACAGGAAAUUGAGAUGCAUCCGCAAUUGUGGAACAUUUCGAUACCAUGUUCCGCUCAAACAAUCGAUGACACGUGGGCCAAAGUGGCACGUAAAUUUGAAAUCGACCUGUCAACCUUCCGAGGCCACUGGCGACGAAUAAAGGAAAGCUAUCGUGAAUUGAAGAAAAAGAAGAAAAUCCCGGCGAAUUCAACAAACGGACGGUUGCUUGCUAUACUGAGUGAGAUAUACGAUGCCGGCAGAACACAGAUUAAACCGAACAAAGAAAUCGAGCCAGUUGGUACGGUAGGCGAAGGAGAAGAUACAUUUGGAAGUGAAGAAAGGAAGCUGAUUCUAUUGCAAGCAGUUUAUAAGUAUCCAAUCAUUUGGAGCUGCAAACAUUUGGAUUAUUACAAUAAGGAAAUGCGAGAGUCCGUGUGGGAUCAGAUAAGUGCCGGUUUGGGUGUAACUUCGAGUGAAGCCAAGAACUGCUGGAAGAGGUUACGAAUUAUUUAUAAGUAUCGUUGCAAGCGUUUUUCAAAUGGUCAAAUUCAAACCGAGGACCUUAAAAUUGAUCCGUUGUUCGCAUUGUGUCAUGAAAUGUUUGGUGGCAUUACGCAGAAUGACGCGUUCGAUUCGACAACUUCAAAGAGGGACUUUAAAGUUUUCGAUAAUGAAAAAAAAUUUCAGUUUGCACAGAUAUGCUCUAACUAUGACAUCAUUUGGAAUAUUCAACAUCCGGACUACGGUAAAAUUGUCAAGAAGGAUCGUACGUGGGAUGAAAUAGCAGCAAAAAUGAAUAUUUCAAAAGCCGAGGCAAAAUUCCAAUGGUUCCGAUUGCGAGGAGUUUACCGCGGACGUCAUAUACGGCUAAUGGAAGGUUUAGUCACCAGUAACGAUCCUAUUUUGGCAGAUCCUCUCUACCUACUGUUGAAGAAGAUGCUAAGUGAAAAUAUGACAAUAGGAAAAUCGAGCGGAGUUUCGUUGUCAGACGAAGAGCUUCCUAGCAAAUAUUUCACCAGCGUCGAUCAGAAGAUUAAGCUUGUUAAGGAAAUAACGAAGCGUGAGGUUAUUUGGAAUUCUAAUCAUUCCGACUUUCGUAACAUGAAAAUACGCCAAACUAGCUGGCAGCAAAUUGCAUCCCAGUUUAAGGUGAGACCUUUGGUGGCAAAAGCCGAAUGGAUUCGGCUUAAAUCGUUGGUGGGUUCGGAGCAGUCUUACGGUGAAGCCAAUCCAAAAUCAACCGUUGAUAGUCAGUUGCGCAAACUAGUAGAAAAAUUACUGCCUGCAUCUAGGAGAAAAGAUAAUGAAAAUCAAACGACAUGUGAUAAACAGAUGGAAACUGUCGGAGAAGGACCCAAGCGACAUUAUCGGGGAGUUUCGUCCUAUGACGGAGCCGGGUGCGUGAGGAUGGAUCUCAAUGGCACCAUGCGUCAUUGUAAGAUCUGCGAACUCUGCGGGAAGCCAGUCGAGCGAUCCUUAUUCGAGUAUCACAUGAAUCAACAUUACGGACUGAAGCCGUACGCCUGCUCUUUCGAGGGAUGUGACAGCAAGUAUGGCAAUAAGAUUACUAGGAAUCGUCACGAGGUGAUGGUUCACGGAGAGGACGGUUUCAAGUUCACCUGCAGUGAGUGCGGAGCGAAAUUCAAACAGAAAUGCCGGCAUGAUUUUCACUAUGCGUUGAAGCAUAAAAGUGACGAAGUACCGUGCGAUUUAUGUGGCAAGGUAUUCAAGCACAAGAAACUUCUUCAAAAACACAGAGCACUUCAUAAAAGUCAAUACGUGUGCAAAGUGUGCGGUAAGAUUUUACAGAAGAAGUGGACUUUACACGUCCAUAUGCGUGUCCACACCAAGGAAAAACCCUUUCCAUGCGAGUUAUGCGACCAACGGUUUAUGCUGAAGGUUCAGCUGAAAACUCAUUUGCUUAAAAUUCACGGUGUUUUGUUGAAGGACCUCGAAUCUGCGAAAGCUAACCUAGAAAAUAUGAAUGAAUAACGUGGUAUCGAAAACGUGUCAAUAAAUAAUUUGUUUUGUGCUGAUUAAAUAAAUUUGUUUGUUUGUUCAUUGAUUUAAUUCUGUUGUGUUUCGAAGGCGCACUUUGAUCAAAGCAAAUCGGAGAUAUCUUGACACUAUAACCUUUUAUACAUUGAAUUGUUAUCAGCUGACAUAAUGUGGGUUUCAAUGCGUGACAGAUUGAUAUCAAACCCGUAUUCUCAACUUCUUCGUUCGCGAUAUUCACCCUCAUUCAACCAUACGAUUGAUAUGUACACCUUAUGUAUUACAUAGUGGAAACAGAGGUAACCGUCCACUUGUCAUCGAGAUAGAGCAAGUAAAUACAGACAGAGUUUUUCUGCAUUCGAUUUUAGGCAGUUCAGCAAAUCAGUUGGUUUUUC